AUGGCCGCCGUAGACGAGAAGCAUGUCAAAGCUCUGGCUGAGAGUCCGGGCAGUCAAACCGAUGGCGACCAUCCCGAGAUCGAUUGGUCACCCGAGGAAGAGCAGCGUCUAGUCCGGAAAGUCGAUCUCCUCAUCAUGCCGCUUCUAAUUCUUGCCUUCUUUGCCCUACAACUCGACCGCGGAAAUAUUGGCAACGCAUUGACGGACUACUUUCUCCGGGACGUUGGCAUAACUCAGAACCAGUUCAACGUUGGUCAGCAGUUGUUGUCUGCGGGUAUCGUCAUUCUUGAGUCUUUUUACAAGAUCCCCAGCAACUUGAUUCUUUACAGAAUCGGACCGACACUCUGGAUAGGUGGCCAAAUCGUGGCAUGGGGCUUGGUUGCGACAUUUCAAGCUUUUCAGAAGGGUCUUGGCCCGUUCAUGGCCACUCGACUGCUCCUCGGUUUGUGUGAAGCUGGUUUCAUUCCAGCUGCGCUCUUCACCAUGACGCGAUGGUAUAAGAAAGACGAGACUAGCAAGCGGUUCUCGUGGUUUUUCAUUGGCAACAUGCUUGCUGCCGCCUGCUCGGGGCUUAUUGCCUAUGGAAUUCUGCAUAUGAGAGGUGUAGCUGGCCUUGCCGGAUGGCAAUGGCUCUUUCUGCUCGAAGGCAUUUUCACCGUGCUGGUCGGAAUUGCGUUCUUUCUUUGCUUUCCCAACCAAGUCAACAACCCAGUUUCCCUGACCGGGAUUCGAUACUUCACGGAGCGCGAAGCCGAGAUCCUCUACAAGAGAAUCAUGAUUGACGACCCCUCCAAGGCUCAUGCCAAACGCUCAGUCAGCUGGCCUGAGUUGAGAUCAGCUUUGACCAACUGGAGACUCAUUCCACACGUCAUUUUCACAAUUUGUGGUCUUGCGCCGUCGUCUACCUUGGGGUCCUAUGCUCCGUCGCUCGUUAACUCCAUGGGGUUCGAGAGACUGCAGUCAAAUGCCAUGGUAUCCAUCGGCUCCUGGCUGCUGCUCCCCAUCAACUUGCUUUGGGGGUUUACUGCCGACAAAACGGGAGUUCGUGGCCCAUGGGUGUUCCUGGGACUGUUCAUCUUCUGGGGCUUCAACCUUGGCAACAUGUUGCUGAUUGAUGCUGACCGUAACAAGCGUUUCGCCAUGUUGACCCUAUCAACCGCUUUCUCGUUCCCUUGGCACCCGGUCAACGGCGCUUGGGUGUCAGCCAAUGCCAAGUCGGCGGGUGAACGUUCCAUCACGAUGGCGAUCCUCAUUAUGGCGGCCAACUGUUCGGGGAUUGUCGGUAAGCAGCUGUUUAGGGAGGAAGAUGCCCCAAAGUAUCGCAAAGGUUGGACCAUCAUCACUGGCCUCACGACUGCUGCGGUGGCCUGUAGCAUCUGGGCCAAUGCUCAGUACUACAUCCUCAACAAGCGAAGGCUGAGCCGGACGGGUCUGUCGUAUCAAUACUGA
This is a messenger RNA of Colletotrichum higginsianum IMI 349063, 1449 nucleotides long. RefSeq names its product Alternative sulfate transporter. Gene Ontology annotation, cellular component: membrane. The transcript is spliced from 12 exons. Gene Ontology annotation, molecular function: transmembrane transporter activity. The record is from RefSeq and is a predicted model, not a curated record. Lineage: Eukaryota; Fungi; Ascomycota; Sordariomycetes; Glomerellales; Glomerellaceae. Gene Ontology annotation, biological process: transmembrane transport. The coding region runs from base 1 to 1449 and encodes 482 amino acids.